This is a messenger RNA of Baudoinia panamericana UAMH 10762, 3963 nucleotides long. RefSeq lists its product as uncharacterized. Gene Ontology annotation, molecular function: zinc ion binding; RNA binding; ATP binding. Gene Ontology annotation, biological process: nuclear-transcribed mRNA catabolic process, nonsense-mediated decay. Gene Ontology annotation, cellular component: cytoplasm. Bases 234 to 3524 code for a protein of 1096 amino acids. The record is from RefSeq and is a predicted model, not a curated record. The transcript is spliced from 2 exons. NCBI's taxonomy places the organism in Eukaryota, Fungi, Ascomycota, Dothideomycetes, Mycosphaerellales, Teratosphaeriaceae.
UGCAGCAACCAUAACCGCCGCAAGAGGCUGGCUGCUCUCGCGAUCGCCAACACAGUCAGACAGCCAUACCAUUGACGAGAAGGUGUAUUGGCUGCGAUCACACGACUGGGCGGGUUGGGUAAGCAGCAGGAGAGGUAGAGGAGGAGUCGAAGGCGGCUCAACCCCCGCCGCACACGCUAUACCUUAGCGCAAAUACCACCUUCGACCACCAUCACCCAGCGAGGAGAGGACGCAUGGCAGGCGCCUUUACGCAUGUGGCCAACCAUCUCGUCGGGGACUCCGCUUCCGCUAUCAACGAAGGCGACGACAUCUCCACGCUCGAUGCCGGCGAGAGUGCGCUGGACGGCGAAUAUGGCCGCGGGAAUCUGAACGGUGGCCCGCGUCGGAGACGGGUUGGCGACGAUGAUGAGACAGAUGUAUACGAUGACGAUGACCUGGAGUCACUGGCAAGUCACGCGGUGAACGGUGCGAAUGGGCGAGCGGGACAGCAGCCAGCAGAGGAAGAAGUUGAGCUUCCGCCUCACGCGUGCGCAUACUGCGGCAUACACAACCCGGGCUCGGUGGUAAAGUGCUUGACGUGCUCCAAGUGGUUCUGCUCUGCUCGCGGGAACACGAGUAGCAGUCACAUUGUCAACCACCUUGUCCGCGCGCGGCAUAAGGAAGUCCAGCUCCAUCCUUCCUCACCACUCGGAGAUACAACGCUGGAAUGCUACAACUGCGGCACGAAGAAUGUAUUUUUGCUUGGUUUCAUCCCGGCCAAGAGCGACACGGUGGUCGUGUUGCUAUGCCGGCAACCUUGCGCUGCCAUGCCGAGCAGCAAGGACAUGAACUGGGAUACCUCCAAGUGGCAACCGCUGAUCGAGGAUCGCUCGUUCUUGCCCUGGCUUGUAACCACGCCAACCGACCAGGAGCAAAUGCGUGCGAGACAUCUCAUGCCGCAGGUCAUUGCGAAGCUGGAGGAGAUGUGGAAAGAGAACACCAACGCAACCAUUCAGGAUCUGGAGAAGAAUGCCGGAAUGGACGAUGAGCCUGCGCCGGUGUUGCUACGCUACGACGAUGCCUACCAGUAUCAGAACGUCUUCGGCCCAUUGGUCAAGAUCGAAGCGGACUACGAUAAGAAACUGAAGGAGGCGCAGUCGCAAGACAACCUUAUCGUACGGUGGGACUUCGGCUUGAACAACAAGCACCUCGCUUCAUUCGUACUGCCUAAGCUUGAGCUUGGUGACGUUAAAUUGGCCGUCGGCGAUGAAAUGCGCAUCCGCUACAUCGGCGAGCUUCGCGCGCAUUGGGAAGGUGUCGGCUAUGUUAUAAAAAUACCGAACAAUGUCUCCGACGAGGUUACCAUUGAGCUGCGAUCGCGCGGCGAUCACAAAUCGGUACCUACAGAAUGCACGCACAACUUCACAGCCGAUUACGUCUGGAAGGCCACCUCCUUCGACCGCAUGCAGCACGCCAUGAAGACUUUCGCCAUCGACGAGAUGAGUGUGAGUGGCUAUAUCUUUCACCGUCUGCUCGGCCACGAGGUCGCAGCCGCGCCCAUGAAGGUCAACAUGCCGCGCAAGUUCAGCGUGCCCAACCUUCCAGAUCUCAAUGGCAGUCAGAUCAAUGCUGUGAAAUCUGUGUUGACGAAACCGCUAAGCUUGAUUCAAGGUCCGCCUGGUACCGGCAAGACAGUCACAUCCGCCACGGUCAUCUACCAUUUGAGCAAGAUCAAUGGCGGUCAAGUCCUCGUUUGCGCGCCUUCCAACGUCGCAGUCGACCAGCUCUGUGAGCGUAUCCACAAAACCGGCUUGAAAUGUGUACGCGUGACGGCGAAGUCGCGCGAAGAUGUCGACAGCCCUGUCUCCUUCCUCAGCCUGCACCGACAGGUCCAAAUGAACGAUACCAACGUCGAGCUCAACAAACUUCAGCAGCUCAAAGCCGAGCUCGGCGAGCUUUCUUCGCAGGACGAGAAGAAGUUUAAAACUUUGACUCGCGCCGCUGAGCGUGAGAUUCUGAGCAACGCGGAUGUCAUCUGCUGCACCUGCGUUGGCGCCGGUGACCCACGGCUUGCGAAGUUCAAAUUUCGCACGGUCCUGAUCGACGAGAGCACGCAAUCUGCAGAGCCGGAGUGCAUGAUCCCGCUUGUCCUGGGCUGCAAGCAAGUUGUUCUCGUAGGCGACCACCAGCAGCUGGGCCCCGUCAUCAUGAACAUCCUCGGCUGUGCGCCCAUCCGUCUGCAAGUCCAAUAUCGCAUGCACCCUUGCCUCUCCGAGUUCCCAUCCAACAUGUUCUACGAAGGCAGCCUGCAGAACGGCAUCACCAUGCAAGAGCGCCUUCUCCGUAAUGUUGACUUCCCCUGGCCCGUCGCAGACGCGCCGAUGAUGUUCUGGAGUAACCUAGGCAACGAGGAGAUCUCUGCUUCCGGAACCAGUUACUUGAACAGAACCGAAGCUUCAAACGUGGAGAAGAUAGUUACGCGCUUCUUCAAGGCGGGCGUGAAGCCGGAAAGCAUCGGUAUUAUAACGCCGUACGAGGGCCAGAGAAGCUACGUGGUGCAGAGUAUGCAGCAAACCGGCACCUUCCGCAAGGAGAUCUACAAAGAGGUCGAAGUGGCAAGCGUCGAUGCUUUUCAAGGACGUGAGAAGGACUUCAUCGUGCUUUCCUGCGUGCGCUCGAACGACCAUCAAGGCAUAGGCUUCUUGUCCGAUCCAAGACGGUUGAACGUCGCACUCACGCGUGCGAAGUAUGGGCUUGUUAUUCUGGGCAACCCGAAAGUCCUGGCCAAGCAUCCGCUAUGGCAUUACCUGCUCCUGCACUUUAAAGAGCGCAAUUGCUUGGUGGAAGGUCCGCUGAGCAAUUUACAGACUAGCCUGCUGCAGUUCGGCAAGCCAAAGAUGUCUUACCGCGGACCGCAACGGUACCAGAUGGCGUGGCAGCAGGCGAGCCAGAUGGCGACGGGGCCGAGAGUUAACGGCGCUGGCGGGCCGCCUGCAGGCAGAGGUGCUCCUGGUGCUGAUGCAGGCAGCGUGGUGGGGUAUAUUCCGGAUGAUGUCUCAAGUGUGCAAUCGAGCGCACUCGGCGGUGGUGCUGCACUUCCCACCGGCCAGUACCCGCCCGUCUUCCAGGGCUUCCAAGAUACGUGGCCGACAUUACCGGCUAUGCAGCGCAAUGGUCUCGCACCACCUGGACCCGGCACCCCUCACGCUGGUGGAGCGCAAAAGCAUGCUCCGGCGAGCGUUGCAGGCGAGAGCGUUGCUGCGUCUGAGCUGACUGACGCUACGUCCGCCGCCAAUGGUGUUGUGGGACAGGGCGGGGUGAGUCUGGCAGGUCUGUCAAUCAACGAUCUGAACAAGCAGGCUAGUCUCAGUCAGAGCGACAAGCUGCGGAGGUAUGUGGAAGGUCAAGCGCCGCAGCAAUUAGGACCAAUUGGGGCGGGCAGGCACACGGUCAAUCGGUCUGCGCUUGGCAACGGCGACGAAGACGCUAGGAGCGUGAGUACGGCGUUUGCCAGCCAAAUGGGUGGGACGGGAGGGUACGACUGAUUGAGGGGCACUUGAUGAGGGGAGAUGGAUAUGCGUAUUGCGCACGAUCUCAGUUCUGAUCAGUCGCUGCAGUGCUCUUAUGCGAAAAGUAAUGCGAAAGAAGAAAGGGUAUGGUUUGCCGACAUAGGAACGCCACACAAGCGAGCGGCGAUGGAAGGUGGCGUGCCUCCUGCAGAAUUGCGGCAAGGGUCUCAACGACAGCUAUCGCCGACGUUGAGACGCUGCGCCAACCUUCGCGACACAUACCAGACCUCGGACCGCUGUCACGCACGAUGCCCUGCUACGGUUGCCUCCCGGGAUCGCCGUCCAGCUUAGAGCGUCAUCACAACCCGCACCGGAUCUGAACGUCCCAGCGUCACUCCUGCGCAUGGUGUCCGACGACCAUCCGCUACAAUUUCAUGGCAAUUUCACCAUCUGGCGUGCACGUAUGGUAUGGAGA